UUCCUGUGUUUAGUAACAGCUCCAUGGCUGCUGAUCUGAGAACAGUCCUAUCCGUCUACAAUCAGCCAUUUUAAAGCUAACACGAAUAUAAAGAACUGACCCCAGAGCAGCAGUUUGUGUGCCGAUGUCUCCCUUCACUUUUCACGUUUUAUAAACUUGGAGCCGCUUCCUUGUUCCCGCAGCGGUUCUGUCAAGGUCCAAACAUGGCUCAGAGAGCGUUAUAUCACAGCCUGGGCUGCCGGCUGCUUCACGGUCACGUUAAAGUCUUACAGAGAUGUACUCAGACACGAGCUGUCAGACUCUCACACACUGUUUUACGGAGAGAAGCUGGACUGAAACACACACCGUCGCCGCUGAGAGUCCACUGCUGCCUGGUGAAUGUGAAUCAGUGGCACAACUGCAGAACAGCUCAGAGGCUGUGUCAACACUCCAGAACCUUCUCCUCACUGCCUCCACCGCCUAAAUCGGAAGAAAAGACGGUCAAGAAGUCUGGGCCGGUGACAUGGAAGUCUUUAGCAAUAACAUUUGCGAUCGGAGGCUCUCUGCUCGGAGCGAUGAAAUACUUCAAGAAAGAAAAAGAAGAAUUGAUCGAAAAAGAACGAACCAAAUCGAUCGGCCGGCCGGCGCUGGGCGGUCCGUUCUCGCUCGUCGAUCACAACAACAAGCCCACCAAGAGCGAGGACUUCCUCGGCCAGUGGGUCCUCAUCUACUUCGGGUUCACUCACUGUCCCGACAUCUGCCCGGACGAGAUAGAGAAGAUGAUCGAAGUGGUCGACGAAAUAGAUAAAAUAUCAUCUAUUCCAAACAUCACGCCCAUCCUCAUCACCAUCGAUCCUGAAAGGGACACAGCAGAGGCCAUGGCUGCGUAUGUGAAAGAGUUUUCCCCGAAGUUGAUCGGCCUGACGGGAACACAACCUCAGAUCGAGGAGGUCUCCAGAGCCUACAGAGUUUAUUACAGUCAGGGACCAAGAGACGAAGACAACGACUACAUCGUGGAUCACACGAUCAUCAUGUACCUCGUCGGACCUGACGGAGAGUUUGUGGAGUACUUUGGACAGAAUAAAAGAAACGUGGAGAUCGCCAACUCGAUAGCGGCACACAUGAGAAAGUACAAGAACAAGAAGUGAGCAGCAGCCCGAUGAAAACCUGCCGCGGACUGACGGAUUCUGUCCUCUGCGUUUCUGAUUUAACUCACUGCCACCUUACAUUGGCUUCCUGUGCUGUAUUUAUUUUUGACUGUCUGCAGUAACAUUCCUGUCGAAGAGUGGCGUGCAGAAGAAAAACAGGCCCGAUCUGUAAUUACCCAUAAUACACUUCACGCUGCUGCUGCUGAAUGGAUGUAAUUUAACCGCUUGAAAAUAAUUGUACACAUCGGCUCCUUUCAGCUCCUCAUCUCUUGAUUUCUGGAAACACACGAGGACAAAUGAUGUAAAUGAAGUGAAUAUUUUGAUUUUGUGAUAAAAUAUAAAAAUGCC
Acanthopagrus latus (yellowfin seabream) is the source of this 1475-nucleotide messenger RNA. It is a transcript of the gene sco1, whose product is annotated as protein SCO1 homolog, mitochondrial. The record is from RefSeq and is a predicted model, not a curated record. The coding region runs from base 204 to 1127 and encodes 307 amino acids. Lineage: Eukaryota; Metazoa; Chordata; Actinopteri; Spariformes; Sparidae. The transcript is spliced from 7 exons. Gene Ontology annotation, biological process: mitochondrial respiratory chain complex IV assembly.